Messenger RNA from Penicillium verrucosum, 954 nucleotides. RefSeq lists its product as uncharacterized. The record is from RefSeq and is a predicted model, not a curated record. The transcript has 2 exons. The coding region runs from base 1 to 954 and encodes 317 amino acids. NCBI's taxonomy places the organism in Eukaryota, Fungi, Ascomycota, Eurotiomycetes, Eurotiales, Aspergillaceae.
AUGGCAACCCAUCCAUUCUGCUGCACCACCAUCCAACCCACCAAACUCCCAAAUCCAGACCACGAACAAACCUUCACCGAAUUCACCAAAUGGGCCCUCCUCACCACAACGGGCAAUCUAACAGGAUCCACCGAUCCCUCCGAAGCAAGCGUCUGCAUCCAGCUCGUGCGCCAAGUCCCCAACGGACCGAUAGAGUGUAUCCGAUACUUCGUGGCAAGUGACAAGCACGGGAAUUUCGAAGAAGUCUCCAAAGACGGGAUUUUGGAAGCAAAUUUCGUGACGAUUAAUGAGACAAAAGGCUUCCAAUGCACGCAACACAACCGGGUCUUCGAUCUCAACCUCUACGAACCAAGUACGGGGAGCUCACAUCAUUGGCGAGCCAAUAUCGCGAAACCGCUUAAGCAGCUCGAGAAUGCAAUCAAGUAUAAGAUAUCUAGAUCUGGGUCGGGGUCUAGUGGCUCGGGUUAUGGAUACGGAUCAGGGAUGGGAUACGGCUCUGCAUGGGGAGCUAGUCUGGGAUCUGGUUGUGGGCCGAACUGGGGAACUGGGAGUUCGACUGUCUUCGAUAAGCAUAUGCCGUCUUCGACUACUGUUGAGACUGGGUCUAAUGAUUCCGAUUCCGAUUCCGAUGGAGAAGACCAAGGUCAAGUGCAAGUGCAAGAUCAAAACCAAGAGGCUGGGAUACCUUUGUCUGAAGAUGGCAACCAGGAUGGGAAUGAAGACCAGCUUAUUUCGUCUUCGCCUAUGUUCGAUACUCAGGUAACUGGAGACUACGAUGCAGAGUCAUAUUCGCCUCCCGAAAGCCAGCUCACGUAUUAUGAAGAUGGCGUGAGUCAGAGUUACUUGGAUACUGAGGACUAUGGCUGUUAUUAUUAUAGAGGGCCUUCUGAUGACUACGGUAGCUAUGACUGUGAUGGAGGGAAUAAUGAUUCGACGUAUGAUCAGGAUUGUUGA